Messenger RNA from Pseudophryne corroboree (corroboree frog), 1025 nucleotides. RefSeq names its product guanylate cyclase activator 2B-like. The record is from RefSeq and is a predicted model, not a curated record. Bases 89 to 397 code for a protein of 102 amino acids. The transcript is spliced from 3 exons. NCBI's taxonomy places the organism in Eukaryota, Metazoa, Chordata, Amphibia, Anura, Myobatrachidae. Gene Ontology annotation, cellular component: extracellular region. Gene Ontology annotation, molecular function: guanylate cyclase activator activity.
GCGCAGGUGAGUGCAGAGUAGUACGUAUAGACUGUAUAUAGACUGAGCCAGAACAAGGUCAUCUUACGGAGCGUUCCCUGCAGCCGCCAUGAGGUCCUGUGUCCUGCUGUUCUUUCUCCUCUGCCUGCCCGGAUCCCCAGCCAUAAAGAUACAGGUUGGGAAGUUCACUUACCUGUUGGAGUCAGUCCGCAAACUGGGGGACUUCAUGUCGCGAUAUGAAAAGGACGAGGCGCUGGAUGCUGGACAGAUGUGUCAUGACCCACAACUGCCGGAGGAGUUCCAGCCGGUGUGCGAGGAAGACGAUGCCCACAGCAUUCUUAUUGAGCUGGUGGAAACAGCAAGUAGAUUGGAUGAAUGUGAAAUCUGUGCCAAUCCAGCCUGCCCUGGGUGCAGAUAAUCACCACCCUCACCAAGAGCCACCCUCCCCGAGACGAUCUUGCAAUCAUAUACAGUAUGUUAUCUCGGCUCUCCCCUCUACCAUGAUGUGCAAAGAAUCCUGUCCCAACUCACCCCUCUCAUCUGUCCAACCGGACCAUCCUACUGACCUCUCCUUGUGGACGAUAAUUAUAUUUCAUUCAGAAGAAAAAAUUCCCUACAGAUCUCAGUGACUUUCCUGACUGGAUCAGGUCCUACAGCACUCACCUUCCCUGACUCUUUUCAUAAUGUGUUUGAAGACCCGGAACCUACACCAGCUAGAUGAAAUCUCCAAAAGUGACUGACCGAAGGGCAUAGCCCGUGACCUCUCUUGUCCGAUGGUCUCUCUCUAGUACAAGGAACUUUUCUGUAGAUUAUGGCAGAGCCAGUCUACAAAGAGGCUUCAAUUAUUCUUGGUAUCUAAAUUUCCACCUGACUCUCCUGCUGACCGAUGUGUAAAGCUCCAACGCUGGUGUAAUAAUACUAAAUACUGUAACAUCUAAAGCAACGAAUAGCUGCAUGCUUGUGGACGGAAGCCAAUAGCAUGUAUCCUUACAUCAUAUUAAAGAAAGCACAAACCUGAUUGGCUGCCGCAGACAUUUUUCCUUUUU